AUGGAGAUCCCAGCCACAUACAAGGCAGCAGUCUACGAUGAGCCCGGCACCAUCUCGACCAAGAUCGUAGAGCUGCCCACGCCCGAGCCCGGGGAGGGCCAAGUUCUUAUCAAACUAACACACUCCGGCGUCUGCCACUCCGACCUGGGCGUCAUGACCCGUUCCUGGGCCAUGCUGCCCUAUCCCACACCCAAAGACCAGGUUGGCGGGCACGAGGGCAUCGGCGAGGUCGUCAAGCUGGGCCCCGGCGCCGAGCGCUCCGGUCUAUCCCUGGGCAGUCGCGUUGGCGUUAAGUGGCUGGCGACCGUGUGCGGUGAAUGCGCACCCUGCAAGGCCGGUCGGGACGGGUGCUGCAAGAAGCAGACCAUCUCGGGCUACUUCGCCCCCGGCACCUUCCAGCAGUACGUCCUCGGCCCCGCGGGCUACGUGACGCCCAUCCCCGACGGCCUGAGCGCCGCCGACGCCGCGCCGAUGCUGUGCGCCGGCGUGACCGUGUACGCCGCGCUGGGCCGCAGCCGCACCAAGCCCGGCGACUGGGUCGUCGUGUCCGGCGCGGGCGGCGGCCUCGGCCACCUCGCCGUGCAGGUCGCCAGUCGCGGGCUCGGCCUGCGCGUCGUCGGCGUCGACCACCCCAGCAAGGAGUCGCUCGUCCGCGAGUCCGGCGCCGAGCACUUUGUCGACAUGACCAAAUUCCCGCGCGACGGGGUCGACCUCGCCGCGCACGUGCACGGGCUGUGCGACGGGCUGGGCGCGCACGCGGUGCUCGUGUGCACGGCGUCCAACGUCGCAUACGCGCAGGCGCUGGGCCUGCUGCGCUUCGACGGCACGCUGGUGUGCGUGGGCGUGCCGGAGCACGACCCGGAGCCGAUCGGCGGCGCGUUCCCGUCCAGGAUCAUCAACGGCAGCUUCAACAUCGCGGGCUCCGUCGUGGGCAACAACGAGGACGCGGCGGCGGUGCUGGCGCUGGCGGCCAAGGGCGUCAUCAAGUGCCGCUCCGAGGUGGUCGGGCUCGGCGAGCUGACGAGCACCUUUCAGAAGAUGCACGACGCCACGCUGCACGGUCGCGUGGUCCUCGACCUGUGGGCAUAG
This is a messenger RNA of Cordyceps fumosorosea ARSEF 2679, 1089 nucleotides long. RefSeq names its product Alcohol dehydrogenase superfamily, zinc-type. Gene Ontology annotation, molecular function: oxidoreductase activity; zinc ion binding. The coding region runs from base 1 to 1089 and encodes 362 amino acids. The transcript has 3 exons. NCBI's taxonomy places the organism in Eukaryota, Fungi, Ascomycota, Sordariomycetes, Hypocreales, Cordycipitaceae. The record is from RefSeq and is a predicted model, not a curated record.